UGGGAUGUUUAAUUCGGCCCCAGAUACACCGUCCCCUGUCUACCCGGAUAGGCUCAUCCGCCCUCUGCCCAAGCGUACCCUCCGCUCUCGCCUGUCCUCUGAAGCGGCCGACUCGAUCCUCUUCCCACCGGCCCCUCCUGCCACUCAGCUGUUCUACGGAACCUCUGUGGACAGCGCAGACAUAGUAAAUGACACCAAAGUCUAUGUGCAGCAGAGCGACGGUCGCGACCAAAGCCCUGAGCGUGACCAUUUGCCGUAUGAGAAUGGGGUGGAGCUGGAGAGCGGUGAUGAGGAUGGGCCCGUAGUUGUGCGUCGAAGUGCUGGUUUCCGCGGGUCGUCAUUGUCCCCCUCUGCCGCCUCCAGUGCCCCUCCUCAGACGCUGCCCAGCAACAGUGAAGGGCCUCUAGUGAAGUCCUCCUCGGCGGGUCCUGAUGGGUACGAUGCGUUUGAGAACACCAACAACAAGAAGAAGCGCAAAAUUCCUACACCAGGCAAUCUCAGCAGUCACCACUCCACCCUCUCUCCAGAGUUCUCCAGCAUGGGCCUCGCGACGUCUUUUCAGUCCCCUUCCACUGCUGGCGAAGGCAGCCAUGUGAGUACCUUCUAUGGCACGGGCAGCCCCGCGUCUCCCAUCUCCAGCGGCAUGUCCGGUGCGGGACGAGGUCGCCUUGGCCGCCAGCCGCAGCGUGGUAGCACGGGGAGGAACUCCUUAUCGCUUCAUUCUCCCAUCAGUUGGCCUCGGACCCCUACGCGGCGCGAUGGCCUGUUGUCGUCCCCGGGACCAGCAGGUAUGUUUCUGUUGUGUGUCUGACCGAGUGUUCGGGCUUCGCUUACGCACGUUUAGGUGACUCCGCCCCGAAGCCAGACCAGGGCAUAAUCUCCGCCGCUAUUGCAAAUGCCGCCGCUUCAGCAUUCUCCCCACCUCCUGGACCCGGUCAUGUCAGCAUGCUCGAACGACAAACGCCUACGCCGACCAAGACUCAGUUUACCUUCACAUGCGAGUCGGACUCGUCGAAGGGAAUGGCUCUACAGGCACAGAACCCG
Messenger RNA from Aspergillus piperis CBS 112811, 1044 nucleotides. RefSeq lists its product as uncharacterized. The record is from RefSeq and is a predicted model, not a curated record. The coding region runs from base 5 to 811 and encodes 268 amino acids. Lineage: Eukaryota; Fungi; Ascomycota; Eurotiomycetes; Eurotiales; Aspergillaceae. The transcript has a single exon.